Messenger RNA from Zingiber officinale, 3315 nucleotides. Its product is annotated as leucine-rich repeat receptor-like serine/threonine-protein kinase BAM1. Gene Ontology annotation, cellular component: plasma membrane. Gene Ontology annotation, biological process: protein phosphorylation; hormone-mediated signaling pathway. The record is from RefSeq and is a predicted model, not a curated record. Lineage: Eukaryota; Viridiplantae; Streptophyta; Magnoliopsida; Zingiberales; Zingiberaceae. The coding region runs from base 66 to 3140 and encodes 1024 amino acids. The transcript is spliced from 2 exons. Gene Ontology annotation, molecular function: protein binding; protein kinase activity; ATP binding.
UCCAGCCAAUAAAUCUAUCGAGGAUUCGAUUUUCGACUUCUUCUUUCUUCUUCACAGCGAAGAAAAUGCGCUUCUUCCACUGCCUCCUCCUCCUCCUCCUCCUCCUCCGGCCCUCCUCUGCCGAGGACGCAAGCUCUAUCCACGCUGAGGAGCACCGCGCCCUCCUGUCCAUCAAGUCAGCCCUCUCAGACUCCGCCUCCGCCUCCGCCGCUGCCGCCAUAGCCGCCUGGGACGCCGCCUCCGACCACUGCUCCUGGACCGGAGUUACCUGCGACAGCAACGGAAGCACUGUCCUCUCGCUCGACCUCUCCGGCCGCAACCUCUCUGGCUUUCUCCCCCCGGCCGUCGCCCGCCUCCGCUCCCUCAGCCGCCUCUCCGUCGCCGCUAACUCACUCUCCGGCCCCAUCCCUCCUGACCUCUCCCUUCUCCUCGCCCUCCGCCACCUCAACCUCUCCAACAACAUCUUCAAUGGCUCCUUCCCACCCGCACUCUCCCGCCUCACCGACCUCCGCGUCCUCGACGUCUACAACAACAACCUCACCGGCCCACUCCCCCUCGCGGUGGAGGCCAUGCCCUUUCUCCGCCAUCUCCACUUCGGCGGUAACUUCUUCUCCGGCGCCAUUCCCCCGGAGUACGGCCGCUGGCGUUUCCUUGAGUACCUCGCUCUCUCCGGCAACGAGCUAACUGGCCCCAUCCCCCCGGAGAUCGGUAACCUCACCUCGCUGCGCGAGCUCUACAUAGGUUACUACAAUAGCUACGACGGCAGCCUCCCGCCGGAGAUUGGCAACCUCUCUUCGUUAACCCGCCUCGACGCAGCCAACUGCGGCCUCUCUAGCCGCAUCCCGCCCGAAAUGGGAAACCUUCACAACCUCGACACCCUCUUCCUUCAGGUGAAUGGGCUUUCCGGCGAGAUCCCGUCGGAGCUCGGUCGACUCCAAAGCCUCAAGUCGGUCGACCUCUCCAACAAUGCGUUCACGGGGGAGAUCCCUCCGAGUUUCGCCAAGCUCAGCAACCUCACCCUGCUCAACCUCUUCCGCAACAAGCUCUUCGGUGCCAUCCCGGAGUUCGUCGGCGACCUCCCCCGGCUCGAGGUGCUCCAGGUUUGGGAAAACAACUUCACCGGGAGCAUCCCCCGGCGGCUCGGCACCAACGGACACCUGCAACUCCUCGACGUUUCGUCGAACAAGAUCACUGGCUCCCUGCCCCCGGAUCUCUGCGCCGGCGGCAAACUUGAGACCUUGAUCGCUCUCGGCAACUUCCUCUUCGGCUCGAUUCCGGACUCGCUCGGCCGCUGCGAAUCCUUGAGACGCAUCAGAAUGGGGGAGAACUACCUCAACGGAAGCAUUCCACAAGGCCUAUUUAACUUGCCGAAUCUGUCUCAGGUUGAGUUCCAGGACAACCUCCUCACCGGCGGCUUCCCCGACACUGGCAACUCUACCAUCUCUCCUAAUCUCGGACAAAUUUGCCUCUCCAACAACCGUCUUACCGAUCCUCUGCCGCCGUCCAUUGGGAGCUUUUCCGGCCUCCAAAAGCUGCUGCUGAACCAGAACGCUUUCACCGGCAGCAUCCCUCCAGAGGUCGGGAGGCUGCAGCAGCUCUCCAAGAUGGACUUCAGCGGGAACCAGUUCUCCGGCAGGAUCGCGCCGGAGAUUAGCAAAUGCAAACUUCUGACUUUUGUGGACCUCAGUAGAAACAAUCUCUCCAGCGAGGUUCCGGCGGAGUUAGCGGCGAUGCGGAUCUUGAACUACCUCAACCUGUCGAGGAACCAUCUGGAGGGCCAAAUCCCAGCGGCCAUCUCGACAAUGCAGAGCCUGACGGCAGUGGACUUCUCCUACAACAACCUCUCCGGCGUCGUCCCCAGCACUGGCCAGUUCAGCUACUUCAAUGCCACUUCCUUCCUCGGCAACCCCGACCUCUGCGGCCCUUACCUCGGCCCAUGCAAGCCAGGGUUCGCCGGCGAGUCUCCCUCUGCUCGCGCCAAGGGCGUUCUUUCAGCCUCUUUCAAGCUCUUGCUCGUCAUUGGCCUUCUUCUCUGUUCCAUUGCCUUCGCCAUUGCGGCCGUGGUCAAGGCCCGGUCUUUGAAGAAGGCCAACGACGCCCGGGCGUGGAAGCUCACCGCAUUCCAGCGGCUUGACUUCACCUGCGACGACGUGUUGAACUGCUUGAAGGAGGAGAACAUCAUAGGCAAAGGCGGGGCCGGAAUUGUCUACAAGGGCGCCAUGCCCAACAGCGAACAGGUGGCCGUCAAGCGGCUUCCGGUGAUGCGGCUCGGCUCGUCGCACGACCACGGCUUCAACGCCGAGAUCCAAACGCUAGGGAGGAUUCGCCACCGGCACAUUGUGAGAUUGUUGGGUUGCUGCUCCAACCACGAGACCAAUCUGUUGGUGUACGAGUACAUGCCUAAUGGGAGCCUCGGGGAGGUCCUCCACGGCAAGAAGGGUGGCCAUUUGCAUUGGGACACAAGGUACAAGAUCGCCGUCGAGGCGGCAAAGGGCCUAUGCUAUCUCCACCAUGAUUGCUCCCCGUUGAUCCUCCAUCGAGACGUCAAGUCGAACAACAUCCUCCUGGAUUCCAACUUCGAAGCUCACGUCGCUGACUUCGGACUCGCCAAGUUCUUGCAGGAUUCCGGCACUUCCGAGUGCAUGUCUGCCAUUGCUGGUUCUUAUGGUUACAUUGCUCCAGAGUAUGCCUACACUCUGAAGGUGGACGAGAAGAGUGACGUUUACAGCUUCGGUGUGGUUCUCCUGGAACUGGUAACCGGAAGGAAGCCCGUGGGUGAAUUCGGCGAUGGAGUGGACAUCGUCCAAUGGGUUAGGAAAAUGACGGGCUCCGACAAGGAGGAGGUGACCAGAAUCCUAGACCCGAGGCUUCCGACCGUCCCCCCCAUCCACGAGGCAAUGCACGUGUUCUACGUUGCAAUUCUCUGUGUGGAGGAGCGAAGCGUCGAGCGGCCGACGAUGAGGGAAGUCGUUCAGAUCCUCACCGAGCUGCCAAAGCCAACACAAAAGCACGGAGAAGAAGAAGAGGACAACUCCGCCGGAAAUGCAAAUGGACCGGCACCCUGCUCGGAGUCAACUUCCAAGGAAACUCAACAAGAAGGAGGUUCAACCACAUUGCCAUCCGAUCUUCUCAGCAUUUAAUGCCGUGCUAUUAACUAAGAGUUUCGUGUUUGAAAUUGAAAUUGUUACUCCGCUGCCAUUAUUACUUCACAAUCACGGCUCCCCUCCCUGUUUAGUGUGACGUUGCCAGUGUAAGGUUUCGAUUUCAGUAACUAGUAGCAGAUUUGGGUAAACUAAGAGCCCUGUUCCUAUUGCC